AUGAAUGCGUUAGUAUUAGAUGUUUAUCGAGUGAUUUACUUGUUGGUUGGUUUGUGUUUGGUUUGGUGUAGUACAAGUAGUGAUUCUGAAGAAGUUUGUGCGCAUAUAGGCGAACACGCGCUACAGCAAAUCAAUAGAAUAGUAAAGAUGACCAUGCAUUUCCUUAACUUGCAUAUAUCCCAUGAAGACCGAAUAUUCGUAAUCAAGAAUCACAACAUAGGCCAAUGCAUUGCUAAAGUGGUAGAAUCAAAAGGACAUAUGGACCAGAACUUAACCCGAACCAACAACGACUAUUUCGGCCCACUUAUGAAGGAGUAUGAACGUAUAAUAGAUCACUCGCCAUCUCUAGUGGUUAGAGAAGUGCUAAUACAGAAAAGUGCCGCGAUAAUAGCCCAGAAACUAUUAGGCUACAUAAAUGGCUGUCUUGAUGGUAAGUGUGUGCAUAGCGAUAAACUUAAUGAAAUAUCGAAUGUAGUAACUCGGGUGUUACAACUGAGCACGAUUAAGCUUGAUCAUACGACUCUAGAAACACAACUGCAAUCAACUAAACUCAAGCGAACAGCAACAGAGAUAGAGGAAAAAAUAGCCAAGAUUGAAAUCGAAGUAAUCAGACUAGCCAAAGGCUACGAUUCCAAUGCAUUAUACGAGCGAUACAACGAAGCCGAGAAAGAAGAAGAAGAACUAACUCAAUUACUGAAAAAGGACGGUCUUACAACAAUACUCGAACUACUCCAAAAAUCGGAAGAGAAUGUAAGAAACAGAGCAUCUAAAGAUAGGCGGGAAAUCGUAGAUAGAGUAGAAGCAGUUAUAGACGCUAUACGCCCAAAACUAAACAAAUUAAAGAGAGAUGAUCAGUCCGUAAGUAAUAUUAGCGAAUCCGAUUGGGCGAUCUUCGAAACGAUAUCCCAACAGAAGAGACAUAAAGAAAAGAGGGCCCUAAAAGUAACUUAUCUUAAGUCCAUAAGAUCACAACUAUUCAGCAUAAUGGACCAAUUAAAUAACUCCCAAGUAAGUUAUCUUACAAUUUGCAGUAAGGAAUCAAAUGACAUUCAAUACGAUCUAGCAGCUUGUGAUCCCGAUCAUCUUAAUCUUGGGUUAGAUGGAGAAGGUUGUACAAUUGAUUUAACCGAUGAGCAAGGAAGGCUUCUUAAGAAGUUGCAAAAAAGCACAUCAUGCAAUGGUUCUGCCCCUGUUUGUAAAUUGUUUGAUGCCAACGAAGUUAAUAAUAUCAGAACGUAUGA
Nematocida homosporus is the source of this 1241-nucleotide messenger RNA. RefSeq lists its product as uncharacterized. The record is from RefSeq and is a predicted model, not a curated record. NCBI's taxonomy places the organism in Eukaryota, Fungi, Microsporidia. The transcript has a single exon. The annotation marks the transcript as partial.